Messenger RNA from Bombina bombina (fire-bellied toad), 1664 nucleotides. It is a transcript of the gene GEMIN2, whose product is annotated as gem nuclear organelle associated protein 2. NCBI's taxonomy places the organism in Eukaryota, Metazoa, Chordata, Amphibia, Anura, Bombinatoridae. The coding region runs from base 69 to 878 and encodes 269 amino acids. Gene Ontology annotation, biological process: spliceosomal complex assembly; spliceosomal snRNP assembly. The transcript has 10 exons. The record is from RefSeq and is a predicted model, not a curated record. Gene Ontology annotation, cellular component: nucleus; SMN complex; spliceosomal complex.
UUACAGAAUACUUUCCAUUCAUAAAGUGUCUUUGAGUUCACGGUCCGUGACGUCAGAGCCGGGUGAGCAUGGACUCUGGGCCAGAGGAGCUGAUGCCUCGGCUGUUGCCGGUGGGGGACUGCGAUUUACCAGAGGAUUUUGACCCCAAGGUGCCACCACGGACUCCACAGGAGUAUUUGAGAAGGGUGCAGCUUGAAGCUGCAAGGUGUCCUGAUGUUGUGAUUGCACAGAUUGACCCAAAGAAGCUGAGAAAAAAGCAAACUGUGAGCAUUUCGCUGUCUGGAUGCCAACCUGCCCCUGAAGGAUACUCGCCCAGCCUCCGAUGGCAACAGCAGCAAGUAGCUCAGUUCUCUGCUGCUCGUCAGAGCCUCAACAAGCACAGGGGCCACUGGCGGUCUCAACCCCUAGACAGCAAUGUUACAAUGCCAAGCACAGAGGACGAAGAAAGCUGGAAAAAAUUCUGCCUGGGUGAGAGGUUAUAUUCUGACCUGGCGGCUGCCCUCUCCAGCAACGACAAUCAAAAUCCAGGAAUUGAUUAUAUAAAGCAGGUUGGAUUUCCUCCUCUACUGAGUAUCGUCAGUCGUAUGAGUCAGGCAACUGUUACAAGUGUGUUAGAGUACUUGGUGAAUUGGUUUGAAGAGAGGGAUUUUACUCCGGAGCUGGGUCGGUGGCUUUAUGCCCUUUUGGCUUGUCUGGAGAAGCCGCUACUCCCAGAGGCUCAUUCUCUUAUCAGGCAGCUGGCACGGAGGUGCUCCCAAGUCAGAGCCGGGGUGGAACACAAAGAUGAUGAACGAGUAUCUGCUUUGAACCUGUUCAUCUGUCUGGUUGGCAGGUACUUUGAGCAGCGAGACUUGGCUGAUUGCAGUGACCCUUCGUGAUGGAAUGUGGCACCUGGACUAUAACACCUCCUCCCCCAAAUCACCAUAAAACCUCAGCAAUACCCAUCUCACUCAAUAUUCCCUCUCUGUUGGCCCUUUGUUUUGGGGGUAUUAACUUGUGGUUUCUUCACGGAACAUUACUCAUUGAACCCAGUGUUGCAUGAGUUACCCCUUCCCUGCAGAGGGCAGCCACAGCUGGCAUCCGCAGUCCAAAAGCAAAGUGACUGCCUUUUAUUUGUUUUUGUUGUUGUCUCAUUUCAAAUGUGGCCAAAGCUGGAGUGAGAUUGAAGUGCCUAAAGGGUUUUAGGAAACCAUUUUUUUCUUUUAAACCCCUCUCUGUAAUUAACCCCUUCUUUGCCAAUAUGACAUCUAAGUUAAGGGUUUGGGGAAAGAAGGGGUUAAAUGGCCUGUAGCAUGGAAAUACUGUGAAAUCUGCUACUUUUUAUAUAUGGUUUGUUCACCUUCUUGCCAAGUUCAGAGUAUGUAGAGUUAAAUCUGCCAUCUGAUCCACCAAAAUACCGUCUUCCUAUGUACAUCUGUGCUUCCUACAGUUGCUACUUCCAUUCUUAAGGUUUUGCUAAACAAUUUCUCCCUAAAUACAUUAAUUUGUGUCCACUUCUAAAAUUCAGAUCUUUAACUUCUGCAAUAGACUGUUGGACUUGUAUACCAGUAUGUUUCUACUGCUCACAUACUCCGUAACAGCAAGCAGAGUUCAUAUUUAAUUUUAUUGAAUGUGUUUACUUAUUGUUUACUGACAUUUUAUGUACAUAAAGAUUUUUUUUUUUA